This is a messenger RNA of Humulus lupulus (European hop), 591 nucleotides long. RefSeq lists its product as uncharacterized. The record is from RefSeq and is a predicted model, not a curated record. Lineage: Eukaryota; Viridiplantae; Streptophyta; Magnoliopsida; Rosales; Cannabaceae. The transcript has a single exon. Gene Ontology annotation, molecular function: zinc ion binding; nucleic acid binding. Bases 1 to 591 code for a protein of 196 amino acids.
AUGGGACAGUGGUUCCUUUCUCGUCAUCGAGAAGCAUAUGUUGUGACAACUCCAUUGACACCGAAGAGAGAGGAAAUCUUAAGAAAAAGAUGGGAUGAAGUUGGUUCAUUGAUAACACUCCAAUUAAAUGAGAAUGAGUACAAUGUAAUGUGCGGAGAAUUCGAUGCAAUAGUGAAUUUAAGGUCAAAAAGUUGUACGUGCAAAAUUUUUGAUAUCGAGAAGCUUCCGUGUGUUCAUGCCAUAGCAGCAGCAGGAAAGUCCCAACCUCAAAAUACUGGGGAACUUAUAUAUUCGAUGUGUUCAAAAUUCUACACUUCGGAAUAUUGGUUGUUAGCAUAUGCUGAAACGAUCUAUCCUGUUCCUCCAAACUCACAGUGGACCAACAUUCCUGAAGAUGUUACUGCAAUACAAGUGAUAACACCACCUGAAGACAAGACUAAAGGGCGACCAAAAAUCAACCUCAUACCUUCCCAAGGUGAAGUUUCUAAGAGACAAUAUAAUUGUGGGGCAUGUGGGCAAUCAGGACAUAAUGCGCAGAAGUGUCCAAGUCGUCAAGCGCCAUCAGAUGUUAGAAGCACAACUAAUAUGUGA